AACACUUCCUAGUGCACGAAACUUCCUGGAGUCGUUGAACGCGUCGCUCUUUUUUAACGUUAUAAGAUCAUUUAAGCGCGACAGUUUGAUCAGAAACACACACUUUAAGUUACACGGGACGACUCGGUGAUCGUGUUCAUGUGCUGAGGAGCAGAAAAGUGCACUUUAAUCGAGUUAUUCAGUUUCUCUUCCGGAAACUCACAGCAUGACUGAAGCAUUUUCAGGUGGUGAUCAGCACACACGUGUUCACAGCUGUCAAUCACCUGGAUUUCUGCAGCGGUUGAGUGACAGCACCGGUGGUGUGAUUGUGGGCAUCUGUCUGUUCACCCUGUCCUUCUAUGUGCUCUUCACCAAUGAGGGUCGAGCUCUGCGUACAGCGAUGUCUCUUGAUGAGGGUCUCUCUCAGGUCGUGUCUCUUCAUCCAGACAUGAGUUUGGAUCAUCAGAAUCACAAUCGGCUGGUUCAUCUGUCUGGACCGCUGCACACCUCACAGCCGCUGUACGACCCCAACUACAGAAUCUCAGUGCAGGCGGUGAAGCUGAAGAGACAGGUGGAGAUGUACCAAUGGGUGGAGCUCUCCGAGAGCAGGGACUAUAAAGAGAAUGGAGAAACUAAGACAGAAACCACAUACACAUACAACGCUGAGUGGAGGUCAGAGGUCAUUAGCAGCAGACACUUUGAUCAGGAGGUCGGACACGUAAACCCCAGUGCAAUGGCGGUGGAGAGCGUGACUGUUGUAGCUCCUGAUGUUUGGGUCGGGAAGCUCUUCCUGUCUAAUGGACUUAUCGAGCAGAUUAAUGAUUUCCACACGUUGAGUCUUCAAGGAUUUCCUGAUGUAAACACAUUCCUCACUGUAUAUGAUGAUUAUUUUUACCACACUGCAAACCCGCGAAGGCCAGAGGUUGGAGAUGUGCGUGUGCGUUUUGUUUACGCUGGUCUCAGUGGUGAUGGACUCUAUCCUGGCCCCGCCCACAAGGUGAGUAUUGUAGCAAAGCAGCAGGGUGAUAAAUUGACACCCUUCAGGACUCGUUCAGGUGAUUCACUGGAGAUCUUGUAUAUGGGCGAGCUGACAGCAGAGGAGGUGUUUGCUAAAGAGCAUCAGCUGAACGAUAUGAAGACUUGGGCACUGCGGGUCGGCGGAUGGGCACUCAUGUUUCUGGGCAUCAGUCUGAGCACACGCAUCAUCUACACACUGGUGGACUGGGUUCCUGUGGUGAGGGAGUUGGUAUCGGUGGGACUGAAGAUGUUUGCGUUCUCCGUCUCGUGUUCUCUGUCGCUGUUCACUAUCGCGGCCGGCUGGAUCUUCUAUCGCCCUCUGCUGGCCGUGCUCAUAUCCGCCCUUGCGCUCCUGCCGGUCAUCAUCACACACGCUCGAGCGCCAAACAAGAAGAACCAAUGACUCGUUUAGUGUGUGUUUGAUGAACACCUCCACACAGUCGCUCCUGAUUCUGCUUUAAAUCUAUAAAGAUAUGCAGGUGUCACCUGAUCAAAUAUUUUUGUAUGUUCAGCAGUUGUGUGUCAGUGUUUGAACAUUUUCAUGCAUGAUUUAAUGUCACAGUCUGAAUGUUGAAUUUGAUUCUCCUUCAUGAAACUGUUACAGAUGAUUGUGACUUUAAACAAAAGUGUCUAUGACAAUAAAACACAUUAUAAAUCUAA
Messenger RNA from Xyrauchen texanus (razorback sucker), 1656 nucleotides. RefSeq names its product transmembrane protein 43. Gene Ontology annotation, cellular component: nuclear inner membrane. Gene Ontology annotation, biological process: nuclear membrane organization. Bases 206 to 1399 code for a protein of 397 amino acids. The transcript is spliced from 11 exons. NCBI's taxonomy places the organism in Eukaryota, Metazoa, Chordata, Actinopteri, Cypriniformes, Catostomidae. The record is from RefSeq and is a predicted model, not a curated record.